Bacillus rossius redtenbacheri is the source of this 3034-nucleotide messenger RNA. RefSeq names its product myb/SANT-like DNA-binding domain-containing protein 3. Bases 1637 to 2602 code for a protein of 321 amino acids. The record is from RefSeq and is a predicted model, not a curated record. The transcript is spliced from 3 exons. Lineage: Eukaryota; Metazoa; Arthropoda; Insecta; Phasmatodea; Bacillidae.
AACAAAUUCUUAAAUACACGCGGAAAGUCAAAAAAUAUAUAUUUUGGCUAUGGAACUAUUUCGUUCUAAUCAUUGCCAACACACCACUUCUCUCACUGUUUCAUUUACACACAUGCGAGAUCAUUAAUAUUAAUAAUAUUGUACAUAGAUAGUUACUUUUUUUGUAAAAUUUUAUUUAACAUCAUUAUACGGUAAUUUAGUGUUAAUGCAUGUUUAAUAUGCAUAUGAUGGAAAGUAUUUUUGCAAACGAACCAAACAUGCUGCAUCCUGGUGUGUUUUUUCAAAGGUUCGUUUAAAAAAGUAGGAGGUUACCGUGGAUGGACUAUACACAAAGUGCUCGUAAUCUUAACAGCAGAACCAAAAACAUGGUGUGGUUUUUAUGAGAGAAUUUUUUUCCCAGAUUUUGACGCCAUUAAAUAACAAUGCUACAAUGAUAUGUAUAUGCAAUGAUUUUGCGAUAAAACACUGUAUGUUACAAAUUUAGUUUAGCAUAACUGCAUCUAUUCACUUUGUGCUAGUUUGUACUUGGUUUCGUGGAAUAGAUGUAUUAUGGCUGUGUUCAGUUGCUCAUUUGUUACAUUGAUAAUAUUUGCACAUUGUUGUGGUCUGCACCAACUUGCACUGUUUUUUGUAUUUUUUGUUAAUUUAAAAAGUAAAAGGGUGUGGAAAAAUUUUAACUUAUUACACCAUGAAGUUUGAUCAGCUUGCGUGGACAGCCUCAGAUAAUCACACAUACUGUUGCAGCAGGGGGGAUGGAGUUUUGAAUAGUUUGUAAAAGUUAGUGGGCACCACUGUGUCUAGGGGGCAGAGAUCCGGCGGAGACUGUCCUCAAGGCAUGAAGUCGUCCGUGAGGGGACGUGACUGUUUCCGCCUUACACCUUUAUUUCACUACCAGAACCUGGCCCGCUCUAAGCGUCGGGCACGCUACACUGAAUGCUCGCGUGGGCUCUUACGGCGUCCCGCUUGCCGCUAAGUACUUGUACACACACAUGUGGUCAGAUGCAUAAUAACAACACAAGGUUUGCGAAACGAUUAUUUAUUACACGGUACUCUCUAACAUCCCCCGUACACUAGGUAUUAAUAUAAAUAAAGUUACACCGCGUAACGCCUUGCGGCACGACCGGCUUACGGAUGGUUCGGUCAGUAAUGUCCUUGUGGUAAUGACAAAGUCUGCCAAGCUUUUAAAUAUAUAAUUAAUUUAUACAGCUGCGCCCCCGAGGUAGACUGCAAGGAUAUUAGCAAACGAUUUGAAAUUAAUAAUGAAACAGAAUUACAAAGGUCAGUUCGUACAUAAGAUGAAGUGCCCGGAGCGCGGAGAGCGUCCUACAUCGGGUGACAAUGCGAAGCGAAUGGGGAGGGCAUGGCUGUCGAGGUGAUUCGUCAGCGCAAUCGCGCCGAAACUGCAAGUACUCUUAGGGCCGGUUUCACCAGUCGAGUUGAAAAUCCCGAUGAUGUUAUCGAGAUAAAAAGUUAAUCUUCCAUUUCUAUCUCGAUAAAGUUAUAUGUGUUUCACCACAUAUUAUCUUUCUCUGAGAAAAUCGAGAUAAGUUUAACUCGAUCUUCUGAAAUUAUCGCGAUUUUCUGUUUGUAAACACCUUUCGUUAUCAAAGUUUGGCUAGAAAUUUCGUAGGCUAUUAUGGCGAGCCAAGGCUGUAAUUUGUCAAAGAAGCAGAGAAAUAAAAAUACAUCGCAGCAGGAGAAAUACAUUCUUUUAGAUUUAGUAACUGAACAUUUCAAUAUCAUUGAAAAUAAAAAAACAGAUGGUGUUUCACAGCAACAAAAAAUGAAGCAGUGGCAAAUACUUGCAGAUACUUUCAAUUGUAUGUCUGGAGAACAUCACAGGACUGCAGAAAAUUUAAAAGCGGUGUGGGAGAAUCUCAAAAAGCACACGCGAAAGACUUCUGCUGAUCAACGAGUUCAAGUAUUAACUGGAACAGGUGGAGGUCCUUCAAAAACAGUUAGUAAGGAUCCCAUUUGUGAGAGAGUGCAGAGCCUAAUCAAACCGACUAUCGAUGGUGCCAAGAAUCCCUUCGAUUCAGAUUCAGAUGCAAUAAUAUUACCAUUUGAUGCAUCAAAUAGGCCUACUGAUGAGGAUGACAGCAUUCAACUGGAUGUCGGAGCAGAAGUGGAUGUUUCUUUCGUGGAGACGGCAGAGACAGUAACUCUUCCAAAUGGCGACUGGACGCAUUAUACUCCAGCCAUGCUCAGCAGUCCUGUGUGUUCUGCCCUUCGACACUCCAAUAACAACUCGGCUAUCACAAACACAGUGCAGACCAAUACUACUGAUUCAUGCAGUGCAAGUAGUGGGAAGGCAAUGCCUCCUAGCAGUAGGGGAAAUGCUUCAGUGCAAUCUCCCUUUACUAGCAAGCGGCGACCAACCCCGGCCACCAAAGUGAAAGAAGUAAGUGCUGUCAAUGCAGCAAAAAUCGAACUAAUUGAACUUGCAAAAAAACAUGCAAUCGAGGAAAAAGAAGUUAUGAAAGAAAUCUGGGAACUGCGGUUACAACAAGAACGAGAAAAAGUAAAGCAGGAAAAGCUGCAAACUGAACUUUUAUCUUUACAAAUCUUGAAAAUAAAGAAAGAACUAGAACAUUUGCAGUAAUUUAAUUGUUCUUAUGUAUUAAACAUUUGCUCAACUAUCAUGACAUAAUUGUUAUAUAUUACAUGUAUAUUUACAAAGUGAUAUUCAUUGUGCCUAUUAACAAACAGUUUCAAGUACAAAUGUUAAGAAUUAUAUAAAAGAUAAUACAUGUUCGCUUAUGUCACAUUAUUUUGUAUGAUCUAAGCAGUUUUACAAUGCAAAUGUAUUAAAAUAUUCCAUACAUCUUGCUAUAUGUAGUUAUUUUCACCAGCAAAUCUUCAAGUUGAUGGCAUCUCUGUGUGACAUAUAGAUCAGUAUGACCUACAACAAACUGAAAAUACACAGAGUGAUAAAUAAUCGUAUCUUAAAUAAGUAUUACAACACACACACACAUAUAUAGGUAUUUAAUUAUAGGUAUAUGUAAAUUUCAUUUACCUCCUGAAAUAGUUUUCA